Molecule: messenger RNA, 1308 nt
Organism: Tinamus guttatus (white-throated tinamou)
Lineage: Eukaryota; Metazoa; Chordata; Aves; Tinamiformes; Tinamidae
Source: RefSeq, a predicted model, not a curated record
AUGCUCAUGAGCAGGCUAGAACAUUGCCAAGAUGAACUGAUAUGGAAGAGACCUUGCAAGUUGCUGGGUGAGGUUCCUGCAGCCAUGACACAGGCUCCUCUCCGGGCUCCUUCCCAGGGGCAAGGGGCCAACGUGCCCCAGUCCAUGCUCCCAGGUACUGAGGAGAUGCAGGCAGCUGUGUGGCAGAAGGUAAUGUUUAUAGAGCUAAGCUUAGUUUAUAGCCAUUUUUCCUGGUUUAAGCUGCAGCUGCAGAAGAAGGAUCAUUUUCAGCUUACUGAGCUGAAGAAGCAAAGAGGGGAAACAACAAUUAGUGAUAAAAAUGGAAUUUACCAGUUUGAACAGGCUUCAAAAUGCAAGGAAAUUCAGGACAAUAUUUUGUCGUCAUUGACCAAGAAAAAAAGAUAUUCAGAAGAUGAUUUUCUUCACUUAGUCACAAAACUGCAAAACUGCACUUGGGUAAAGAGACCGGAAGAGUGUACAAAAUUCAGGUCAGAAUUAGCUUCCUGUUGUGAUGCAGUUCACAAUUUUGUUGCUUCUCAAAACAACACCCCACUGGGAAGUAACAUGAGUUAUGAGGUGGAGAGCAAAAAGACCAUCCUCAUCACAGAGAACAUUUUUAGGAUGCUGCCUGUGUCCUCUCCAUUUUCAGCCUAUCCCUUCAAGAACUGCGCAGUGGUUGGAAAUGGAGGCAUUCUCAAGAAUUCCAGCUGUGGAGCUGAAAUCGAUCGUGCCGACUUUGUGUUUAGGUGUAACCUCCCUCCAACCACAGGAAGCAUGAGCAAAGAUGUUGGCAAUAAAACAAACCUUGUGACUGUUAAUCCAAGCAUCAUAGCUCAGAAAUACAACAAGCUUAAUAAAAAGAAGACAGAAUUUCUGCAGAACAUUGCAGUCUAUGGAGAUGCUUUCCUUUUAUUGCCAGCAUUUUCCUACAGAAGCAACACAGCUACUUCUUUUAAAGUAUAUCAAACUCUGAAAGAGUUCAAAGCAAUGCAGAGGGCAAUAUUUUUUCACCCCACCUACCUGAAGAGUCUUGCCCAGUUUUGGAGAACUAAGGGAGUGAAAGCCUACCGACUGUCAUCUGGUUUUAUGAUCACUAGUGCUGCUAUUGAGCUGUGUGAGAAUGUGAAGAUAUAUGGCUUCUGGCCUUUCUCAAAAUCCACAGAGAAGAUGCCAAUUAGCCACCACUACUACGACAACCAGCUGCCUAAACCGGGUUUUCAUGCAAUGCCCAAAGAGUACAACCAGAUCCUUCAGCUUCAUGGCAAAGGCAUUUUGAAGUUGCAGUUUGGUAAAUGUGAAUCAGAAUAA